AGAAAACUAGAGGCUUUUAAGAGAGAGAGCGAGAGAGAGGAGCUCAAGAAGAGAAAAAUAAAAAAUGGCAAUUUAUAAAAUCGCGAUCGGGACACCGGGAGAGGCGAGCCGCCCCGAUGCGAUCAGGGCGGCGCUUGCUGAGUUCUUCUCCAUGCUCAUCUUUGUUUUCGCCGGCGAGGGAUCUGGCAUGGCCUUCAACAAACUCACGGACGACGGAUCGACCACCCCGGCGGGCCUGGUGGCGGCGGCACUGGCCCAUGCAUUCGGGCUGUUCGUGGCGGUGUCAGUGGGCGCGAACAUAUCGGGCGGCCACGUGAACCCGGCCGUGACGUUCGGGGCGUUCCUCGGCGGGAACAUAACCUUGUUGAGGGGCAUCUUGUAUUGGAUCGCGCAAUUGCUCGGGUCCGUCGUGGCCUGCUUGCUCUUAAAGUUCGCUACUGGCGGAUUGGAAACAUCAGCAUUCUCGCUCUCGUCCGACGUUUCCGUGUGGAACGCGCUGGUCUUCGAGAUCGUCAUGACCUUCGGCCUGGUGUACACCGUGUAUGCCACCGCGGUGGAUCCGAAGAAGGGCAACGUCGGGAUUGUCGCGCCCAUUGCCAUCGGCUUCAUAGUCGGUGCCAACAUCUUGGCUGGCGGCGCGUUCGACGGCGCCUCCAUGAACCCGGCCAUCUCCUUCGGCCCGGCCGUGGUCAGCUGGUCAUGGGACAACCACUGGGUAUACUGGCUCGGCCCGCUCAUUGGCGCCGGUAUCGCGGCUAUCGUGUACGACAAUAUUUUCAUCGGCGACAACACGCACGAGCCUCUUCCGACCGCCGAUUUCUAGGGCUUUUUCGUUGAUCUUGUUUAAUUCGGUGAAAUGCAAAAAUAAUUGUUCUUUUUUGUCAGGCAUGUAGCGAGAAGUUGGGUUUGUUACAUUGUAACAAAACAAAAAAAUGGUGUUGUUUGUGUCUCAUAUUUUAUUUUCGGAGUAUCGUUUCUUGUACCUUGUUAA
Messenger RNA from Eucalyptus grandis, 991 nucleotides. RefSeq names its product aquaporin TIP1-3. The transcript is spliced from 3 exons. Gene Ontology annotation, molecular function: water channel activity. Bases 65 to 823 code for a protein of 252 amino acids. Gene Ontology annotation, cellular component: membrane. NCBI's taxonomy places the organism in Eukaryota, Viridiplantae, Streptophyta, Magnoliopsida, Myrtales, Myrtaceae. The record is from RefSeq and is a predicted model, not a curated record. Gene Ontology annotation, biological process: water transport; transmembrane transport.